AUGCUUGUUGUUAGCCAGAAAUGGCGCUACUUGGCUUCUCUAGCUGCUCAAUCUGCUGCCGAGUUUUCUCGCCAAAACUCAUCAUCUCAGCCUUUGCUAUGGAUCGACGACGAGGCAGCUUCAAAGGAAGCCUAUGAGGCACAUAUCAAGAGUGCAGAAUAUAGGGAGUUGCACCGUCCGGCCGCGACCAAUGCUGAUAUGGGGCUUUUUGGUGGAGAGCCUGGCUUUGAGAAAUCUUACCGCGUGUGGGUCGAUCCGGAUAGACCCCAUAUGAAGCAUGUAUACAAUCAAACAGCAUUAGCGAAGAAUCUGCGCUAUGCCCGAUAUGGCUACUUUAAGCGUGAUAUGCAUCUGCUAGAUGUAGAUAAGCUAAUUCGUCAUGCUCGACUGCUUCCAACCCCGAAGCGUCUCUUGGGAGACUUUAUCUAUCAGCGCGUUCCCCUUUCAGACAAAAGUUGCAGUGCCUUUAUUCGCUACCAGCUCGAGCAACUUAGGAUGUUAGAGGAGUGGCAACGGGAUUCCAGCCUCGCUUCCGCUGAAGAGAUGUUCGAGAGGAUGAUCGUCACCAACAUUCCUCCUGUAGAAGUUGGCGUCGAGACACAUGCGGAAAUGAUUCGCUGUUGUGCUGUAUGCCGAGACUGGAAUAAGGGCUGGAACGUAUACACACAGCGAGCAAGGGAGAUCGAGGAGGAAGAGGCUGAUCAAAAAAAUGAUGUUUACACUCUUGAUACAAACUUAUUUGAUGCUGUGUUGGAGCUGUGUGUUGCCUGUGAGAAGUUUGUUGAGGGGAUGCAAGUGAUGGAGGAGUCCAUUCAGCGCCACUUGAAACCGAGGCCUAGCAUGCUUGAAAAGGCAAUGCUCCUGAUCGCCAUUGCUGCAGAGCGGCUCGACCCCAUCUUUUCUUUGAACCCGCAUGCAGCCGAUCCGCGGAAUGAGGAAGGCUGGCGGGAUGCACUCACUGGGUAUGCUCAGCGUGGCCUCGAUGCGUGGGCUCUUUACGACUUCUACGGAAUUCCACGCACCACUGCAAGUGUGGAGGCGUACAUCCGUAUGUGUAGCAUGCUGCACAAACCGAUGUUGGUGCUGGAAGCGCUUGGGUUAGCCGAUGCUGCGCAUAUCCGUCUCUCAUUGCCGUGCUACCAUUGGGCUUUUUACGCCAUUCGUAGCCUACCCGACUUUGGUGGUUUCGUCAUGGAUAUCGUCGGACAGCUUGCACCGCGCGGCCUCACGGCUGACUAUCUUACUUUCACAACCGCCUUCAUGUAUUGCGCUGUGCAGCAUGAUGGCGAGUUAGCGCUUUCGCUCUACCAACAUUUUGUACAUAGCGAUAUAAAUCCCACCCCGGAAAUGGUACUUUUAUUUGAGCAGGCCUGCGUCCGGUGUAAGGAGCCGCGGAUAGAGAUGCUCUUAGCUGCUGAAGCGUUCAUUGAACGCCUAGAGUCUGUGGGUAGUUCUGUGGAUCGUAUUUCUUCGAUAUACGAUCAGUACAUGGAGCUGGCGGCUCACUUGGGCGCUGUUGGUUCUGCAUUCGGCAAAUUGAAAAAGCUUUUGAGCUAUGGGAAAGAGCUGACGACACGACAUAUGAAUUCUCUAUUGCUCGCCAAUAGCAACGCAAGCCCACCAACCGGCGGGGCUGCCAUGACCGAUGAAAUCGUAAGUGUUUUCAAGCUUUUAAAUAUUCAAGCGAACGACGACACUGUCCACUUCUUAACUCUUUGCCAGGAGGCUUUUGGAACCUCAGGGGAGGUGGACCGCUUUCUGGAGGAGAUAGAGGAGGCACGCCGUGAAAGCCCAGGGAUGACGUUGGGCACCGAUGAGGAUAUCCCCGUGCGGGAGGACCCGCCACACAAACUCCGUCAUCUGGCCACGGAGUGGCGGCUGCGUCCGCGGGAUUCCGUGCUGAAGCGUUACGGACAGAUGUCUCGCCACCGUCGUGAGGAGGACGUAGGAAGCAUGAUCGGCAGCACCAUUCCCUUCGGUCGUUACCCUGGUGAGAAGGUGGUUUAG
Phytomonas sp. EM1 is the source of this 2007-nucleotide messenger RNA. Lineage: Eukaryota; Euglenozoa; Kinetoplastea; Trypanosomatida; Trypanosomatidae. The record is from the annotation of a GenBank genome assembly.